AUGCCUUCCACACACAAGAAGGAGAAGCCUUGGGAUACCGAUGACAUCGAUAAGUGGAAGGAGKAAGCUUUCACACCCGAACAAAAUGCAGGCGGCACAUUCAGCGAAGAGAGCAGCUUUGCGACUCUUUUUCCAAAAUACCGCGAGACCUACCUAAAGGCCUCGUGGCCGAUGAUCACGCGCCAGCUGGAAAAAUACGGCAUCGCAUGUACGCUGGAUUUGGUGGAAGGCAGCAUGACUGUAAAGACCACGCGAAAGACUUAUGAUCCUGCCAGCAUUCUCAACGCCCGCGAUCUGAUUAAGCUGCUGGCCCGCAGCGUUCCUGCUCCACAGGCCGUCAAGAUCUUGGAAGAUGGCAUGGCGUGUGAUGUGAUCAAAGUGCGAGGAAUGGUGCGCAACAAGGAGCGAUUCAUCAAACGCAGACAGCGAAUUCUCGGACCCAACGGCAGCACUCUCAAAGCACUGGAAUUGUUGACACAGACCUACAUUCUGGUCCAGGGUAAUACCGUGUCGGUCAUGGGUGGCUACAAAUCUUUGAAGGAAGUGCGAAGGGUGGUGGAGGAUUGCAUGGACAACAUCCAUCCCAUCUACCAUGUGAAAGAGCUUAUGAUCAAGCGAGAGCUGGAGAAGGAUCCCGAGCUGAAGAACGAAAGCUGGGAUCGUUUCUUGCCGCACUUCAAGAAGCGCAACUUGAGCAAGCGCAGAGUGCCCAGGAAUGUGUCGGAUAAGAGCAACAAGGUCUACACGCCUUUCCCACCGCCACAGGAGAAGAGCAAGGUCGAUUUGCAGAUUGAGAGUGGAGAGUACUUCUUGAACAACGCCGCGAAGGAGCGCGUGAAGAAAGAGAAGCGGGAGGAUGCUAUGAAGGAGAAAAUGGAGGAGCGCAAGAAGAAGCGGGAAGAGGCAUUUGAGGCACCCAAAGAGGAGGCUGAGGUGAAGAAGAAGAAGAAGCGCAAGAGUGAAGACGGUGAGAAGAAGGAAAAGAAAUCGAAGAAGAGGAAGACUGACGAGGACGUCGAGAUGGAGGAUUGA
Molecule: messenger RNA, 1032 nt
Organism: Ramularia collo-cygni
Lineage: Eukaryota; Fungi; Ascomycota; Dothideomycetes; Mycosphaerellales; Mycosphaerellaceae
Product: probable KRR1 protein, required for 40S ribosome biogenesis
Exons: 1
Coding region: 1-1032 (343 amino acids)
Cellular component (GO): small-subunit processome; nucleolus
Molecular function (GO): RNA binding
Source: RefSeq, a predicted model, not a curated record